UCGGCACAUAAUCGACUCGCGUUCGAGGCCUACGCUAAAACAUAACGCGAGUCAGCAAUUUACCCGUUGAAAAUGCCUCCUAAAUUGAAAUUUGGCGAAGGUGAACGUAUUCUGUGCUACCAUGGUCCUCUGAUCUACGAAGCAAAGUGUAUGAAAGGGCAGAUGAAGGAUAAAGUGACAAGAUAUCUCAUUCACUACAACGGUUGGAACAAAAAUUGGGACGAGUGGGUACCGGAAAAUCGGGUGCUUAAAUUUAACGAGGCUAAUCUUCAGAAACAGAGAGAGCUCAGAGAACAAAACUCAAAAAGCAAGAAAUCAAGAAAGAGAACAGACAAACAAGGAGGGGACAGUGAGAAACCUUUCAAACGCGAGUCAGUUGUGGAUGCCCCCGGGCCAGCUCGGAAAAAGAGAUCAAGGAUAGCUAAUCCAAUAGAAAGUGAUGAAAACUACAUAUCACGUGUGGAUGUAAAAAUAACUAUUCCAGAUGAUCUCAAACAAUGGCUUAUAGAUGACUGGGAUCUUGUUACUCGGCAAAAACAGCUUGUGCCUAUUCCAAGGAAAAAGAACAUUAAAGAAAUUUUGGAUGAGUACAUAAAAUCACGAACUUCUAACCCUGAUGGAAGGUUCAAGCCAGGAGUUGUUCAAGAGGUUGCAGAUGGUAUUCAGGAGUAUUUCAAUGUUAUGCUUGGAACGCAUUUGCUUUACAAAUUUGAAAGGACUCAGUAUGGUGAUGUUCUUGCUGAACACACCAAUCUUCCUAUGUCUCAUUUAUAUGGUGCAGAACACUUGCUUAGACUUUUUGUGAAAUUGGGGAAUGCCUUGUCUUUUUCCAACUUGGAUGAGAAAAGUGUUCAAUUUGUGGUUACACACAUUCAAGACUUCUUAGACUAUCUGUCAAAGAAUGCAGAUAGUUUGUUUACCACAGACUAUGAGACUGCUACACCAGAGUAUCAUCGCAGGGCGGCAACAUGAAGCAUUUGAAGUAAAGAGUGAUAACACAAAUUUUCAAAUAGCAUGCCCUCUUCCACCUAAACUGUUACAGAAUGUGGUAAAUUAAACUUUUCAGAGGGAAACAUUUCUCAAGAUAAGAAUAUACUGCUUUGUUUUUAUUAGAAAAGGAGGCUUUUGUUUGAUUUCUGAAUGAUACAGACUGUGUGCUAUUGUAGGUUACUUUGUUUACAUUGGAAAGAUUUAUCUCCUUGCUAGUCUUUCAAACAUGGUUCUGAGAAUAAUCUGUUUUCUGAUCCCAUAAUUUGUAUUAACUAAGUUGUGUAUAAAACAUGCUUUGCAUGCUUUGUGCAUUUAAACUUAUUAAGAUUGGUUUGUUUAAAUUCCCACCCCCCUGAGGAAAUAUAAAUUGUGUUCAAGUGCCCCACCCAAUUUUUUUAGUAAAAGGCAACAUUAAGCAACUGUGACAGUCUACUUAUUUACCAAGCUUUAAAAUUAGACCUUGUAGACCUUUUCUUCUCAGCCAUUUACGUACAAAAGUGAACUUUUUUACCUUAAAAUACCUUCAUAUUUUAGUAUACAUUAACUAUUCCACUGGAAAGACUUGAGUCUUUCUGUUCAAACUCCCCACCCCAGCUUGGCAAGGGUUACAUUCCCCACCUCCAGGGCAUGGAUUUCGGCCAAAACCUGAAGGCUUGGAUGUUUUAUGCAUUGAACUGUUAGGUGCAUUGAUGCAUUCAUAUUCAGUCUUGUUCUUUGUCAUGUGUUUGAUUUAUCUGAAAUAUCGAUCAUCACAUUUCUACCUUUGGGUAAUCUAAAAUUAACCCAAAACCAUACAGAGGACUCGACAAGAUGUUAAAAUAAAAGAAAGAAAAUUUUUAUCCAA
Molecule: messenger RNA, 1834 nt
Organism: Stylophora pistillata
Lineage: Eukaryota; Metazoa; Cnidaria; Anthozoa; Scleractinia; Pocilloporidae
Product: mortality factor 4-like protein 1
Biological process (GO): chromatin organization; regulation of DNA-templated transcription
Cellular component (GO): NuA4 histone acetyltransferase complex; nucleus
Source: RefSeq, a predicted model, not a curated record